AUCAUGCCGUAUCUGAUCCACAAAAGCCGACCGCACCACAUCCGAACCUGCCCCUGUCCACAAAGGGUCCAUUUGACAUGCCUGACAAGCUACACCAAGAAAGAAAUAGACUGCGAGUUGUGCGGCUACAUUUAUCGGCCCCCUUUACGCCUGUUGAUGAGCCGAUCAGUCUGCCUGAUGACGCAUGUGCUCAGUCUUGUAUCGGUCGUGGGUCUGAUUUUUGGGCUUGCCCAGCUAGGAUCUGCCUUGGAUAAGCUGGGGCUAGGGAACGAAGCAGGCUCCAAGUUGGAUGGCGACGAGACAUGGCAAGAUCAUGAGUUGCAGCAGAUCAUGGAAUGGUUACAGCUAGUCCAUUAUGCGACGGGUGCGGCGGGAGAAGCUCUCCUGGGC
Molecule: messenger RNA, 390 nt
Organism: Zychaea mexicana
Lineage: Eukaryota; Fungi; Mucoromycota; Mucoromycetes; Mucorales; Lichtheimiaceae
Exons: 1
Source: RefSeq, a predicted model, not a curated record